Messenger RNA from Diabrotica balteata, 1372 nucleotides. Lineage: Eukaryota; Metazoa; Arthropoda; Insecta; Coleoptera; Chrysomelidae. The record is from the annotation of a GenBank genome assembly.
UCUUAUCUCGCUUAAUAAUAUCCAAUAAAAUCUACUUAAACUAUUGAUUUAACGUGAUGUUAUAACUGCAUUGGCACAUUUAUUGGAAGAUUAUUAGUUUAAAAGUGCAUCGGUAAUAUAUUAUGGCAAAUCUAAAAUUAUUGUGUUGUUUUUUGGCAGUUUCUUUCGUAUCGGUAAAUACCUUCCACACUCAAAUACGACUACAAGAUUAUGAUAAUCUCAUUGAUACCUUAAAAGAACUAAUCCAUGAUAUAGAAAAGACCCUUGACCGAGCCAUAGAAGACGUUACCAAAGCUAUUAGUGAGAUAGACGACAAUUAUACUGGUUACAAAAAUAAAAUUGUUGGUGCUUGGUCAACAAUCGUUAAUAGCGUUUUUAAAAAACUCACAGAUGUUUCUAGAUCGUGUAGCAGAAGUACAUUAAACUUUUUAGAUAGCACAGAUGCUGGUAAAAAACUGGUUAAAUGUUUCGAAGACUCAAACAUUACUUCAGUACCUGUUUUAUUUGCAAACCUAACUUUAACUUGCAUCGAAGACGAUUUGAUUAAAGUAGUCAAGUCGUUAGGGCCAUUAGUAAAGCACCUUGCAGAAGUCCAAAAGAAGGCUAAAGCAGCAGCGAAUAAGAUCGAUGAUUGUGGAGAUAAUAUCACUGAUAUUGGAUGUGUUAUUCAGGUAGGUGUGGACUUGCUCGUCAUAGCAGCUGAAAUACCAGAGAUAGUAGAGUCAGAACUUGCUCCAAUUAUGGGAGAUAUCGAAAAUUUAAUAACAACAUUUCAAAAAUGUGCCAAAGAUAAUAACCAUCCCAAUGCAGCCAAAAUUCUGGGUAAUAUCGGAAACUGUGUAAGAGCGUAGAUGACUACAAUAUUCACUAGUUAAAUCUAUUUUUUAUUAGCAAAACACUUUAGACGCUACAAUAUAUGGUUUCUGUUCAAAAAUAUUUAAAACUAUAUAUAAAAAAAAUAGUUUCUGUUCAAAAGGACUUCGUCAUUUUACAGUGUCCAUUUUUCAUCUAGUAAAUAAUUUUUUCCAAUCCAUUCAGUUUAUUUCACAAUUUUUAACAAUUUUACAGUCCAGAAACUGCAACACAAUUUGUAUUUUUGCACCCAACUGAAUAAAUGACAACCGUAUCACAAAUUAUACACUUCACAUUUUUCUUCUGUUCAAAUUUAUUGAUAUUUAAAACUAGCUGAUACGAGCAAUAUAUUUUUAUCUACGUAUUAACAGUAAUCAUUGGAAAAUGUGUUUUGACGUAAAAAUUGUAUAAAAUAGAAUAUUAAUUCGUUUGAAUAUUUGAUUAAACUGUUUGCUAUACGUUGUAUAUUUUAUCUAUACAUUUAUUAUAAUUUUUAUUAAUAAAAUGAGUGUUAUUAAUA